Molecule: messenger RNA, 603 nt
Organism: Theileria orientalis strain Shintoku
Lineage: Eukaryota; Apicomplexa; Aconoidasida; Piroplasmida; Theileriidae
Product: nascent polypeptide associated complex subunit alpha
Exons: 1
Coding region: 1-603 (200 amino acids)
Biological process (GO): protein targeting to membrane
Cellular component (GO): nascent polypeptide-associated complex; cytoplasm
Source: RefSeq, a predicted model, not a curated record
AUGACGAAAGGCAGGCCGAAAUCCAGAAACCCAGCCUCCAAGCUUUCCGAGGAGGAUUUGGUCGACGACGUAUCCUCCGAGGGCGACAGCGAUUUCGAAAACGGCGAUAACGAUGACGGCCGCGCCGACGGCCUUCCCGGAUCUGGCAAGAACAAGUACAACAAGGGUGAGCGGAAGGCGCGGAAGGCCCUUUCAAAACUGGGCCUGAAGCAGUAUGACGGCGUUUCGAAGAUUUACAUCAGGAAGUCGAAGCAGAUCUUCUUCGUGAUCAACAAGCCCGACGUCUACAAGCUCCCCAACUCGGACACCUACGUCAUCUUCGGCGAGGCGAAGAUUGAGGACGUCGGCGCCAACUCGCAGUCCGAGGCGGCCCAGAGGCUCAGCCAGCUCUCCUUCUCCGGGGCCGGCAAGGACGACCUGGACCUGCCCGUGCCCAGCACCUUUGACACUGAGGACGUCGUCGACUCCGACUUCGCUCCCGCCGAGGCCGACGUCGACCUUGUCGUUCAGCAGGCCGGCUGCAGCAGGGAGAAGGCCUUCCAGUCCCUGGUUAAGCACCGCGGCAACAUUGUCGACAGCAUAAUGGAGCUCACCACCGCCUAG